CAGCAGCCGCCCAGCUAAAGAGGUUAGCGCAUUUCCGAUUUGUUUACUUGAAUGUUGCGCAAAAGUUGAAUCAAAAGUUACCGGUCAACUCGGAAAACGCGAAAGAGACUUUUGCGUGCGACCUGCAUCUCAACCCGACCAAACAAUUCGCAUGUAGCCCCCCGACUUUACAUGUAAUACAAAAACAACAAGCAAAGAUGCCUCGAGUAGCUCAUGUCCCCCGCCCCAGCGCAGGCAGUAGAACGACAACUGGUUCUUCCGGCUCGCCAUUCAAAUCCCCCCUAAAAAUCCCUCUUAACGACGACGUCCAAGAGAAGAGGGGACGACUACACUCGCGAAGAGCCCUCUACGAAAAACAGAUUAACGAACUGCAGGCGGCUGCGGCUACGCCUGCGAAGAAAGUCGGUCACAGGCUGGCUGACGGUGAAAAUGGUUCUCCCCGCUCAAAUCCCCAUACGCCGCGACGCGUUAUGGAUGACGACGAUGAUGUCUAUGUAGCCGGUACCAAUAGUGGCGUGACGCCCAUGAAGCGUGUGCCCAUUCUGGCCAACUUUGAAGAAUGGAUGAAGAUGGCCACCGAUAACAAAAUUAACGCUACAAACUCUUGGAACUUCGCCCUCAUCGAUUACUUCCAUGAUAUGUCCCUGCUGAAAGACGGAGACGGUGUUAACUUUCAAAGAGCAAGUUGCACCUUAGAUGGUUGCGUCAAAAUUUAUACCAGCAGAGUCGACAGCGUAGCCACAGAGACGGGCAAGCUACUAAGCGGUUUAGCCGAUAGCAAUUCCAAGAAAAAGGAUAGGGAAGGUGAUGGCGAGGGCGAGGACAGCGAAGAAGAAGUAGACGAGGAUGGCAAUGUGGUUAAGAAGAAGUCAAAGAAGCGGCAACGGUCUUCUGAAGCGACUCUUGCACCAUCCUUCGCUUCACUGCAGCUGAAGAAAUUCGAAUUGGAAUUCGCGGUAGAUCCAUUAUUCAAGAAAGCUUCAGCGGAUUUUGACGAAGGUGGUGCUAAAGGUCUCCUAUUGAACCAUCUCAUGAUCGACGGCAAGGGUCGUAUCGUAUUCGACAGUAGCGACGACGCCAAUGACGCUUCUGCAGACGGUAUUAAACCUCGAAGGAGAGAAGAUGUCAACGCCGAAGACGAAGAAGCGGAAGAAGAGCAAGAAGCUACUAUCACAGAACAGCAACCAGCUCAAGAAGAGGAAGAUGUAGAAAUCGAUAUUGGCGCCCUCGCCGCCAAGUUCUUUCCCGACCUCACCAGAUUAGAUGAGCAAGAUAUAUGCCCGUCACUAAAAACCUUUGAGCUUGGUAACCCAUCAGGUUCUCUGGACAUCCCAUUCCUACGCGCUCUAGAAGAUGAUGAGGAUGAGGAUGAAAGCGGAAGUGGCGGUGUCGGCAACAAGUCUGGGAUGUUUAUUGACGAUGAUAACCUCGCCGGUUUUGACGAUAUGACAGCCAUGGGUGGUUUCGAUGUCGCAUUCGGCGAGGGUGGCGAAGCCUGGGCACGAGAAGCUGCGCUGGAACCCCAGAUGCGACCUUACAAAGUUGGAACCGACGACGGAAUGGUUGGGGGUGACGGUGGGGAUGGUAUCGACGGUAUCGACGAGGAGAAUGGUGACUACGUUGUGUCCAUGAACCAUGCUAAGAGCGCCGAUAAGAUGCACGAAGAUAUCCUAGGUUACUUCGACCAAGCUCUCCAGAAGAAUUGGGCUGGCCCGGAGCACUGGAGGAUACGGAAGAUCAAGGAUGCAAAUAAGCCCGAGACGAGCACCCGCCAGCGAAAGGAGAAGGAACCUUUCGAGAUAGACUUCGCGUCCUCCUUGGAUCAGAAACUGGCCGAAACCAUCUUUACCCAGGCGGCAAGUAACUCUGCCAUCUCCUUACCCAAGAAGGAUUGGAAGUCCAAGACUCGUAAUCUACUCCCCGACGACAAGCACUUCAACUCAACGCAGCUUCUUAAUCUGUUCCUCAAACCCAAGGCUCGCCUGAGUCGUCGUAGCCGCUUUGGCAACAAGACGGCUUUGUUCGGAAACACCAACCAGCAGGAUAAGAACGUCAUCCCAGGUGAUAUGGACGAGGCCUUCUGGGCGCAGAGGGAACCGAUGCAGAAUGCCGACCAGGAUACGGUCCUUCCUACGGGUGACUACGACGCCAACUUCUUCGAUGACGAGAUGCCGCUACCCGGUGGUGGCAUGCUAGACGAUGAUGACGACGAGUUUGCCGAUGCUAGGGAUCACUUCUCGCCGGGUGCCGACGUCCCCGCUACGCAGGACAUCGGCAUUACCGGUAUGCUCGAUAACGGCAUGACGACCGGCGGGUUCGGAACGCAGUUAGUCACAUCCACGCGUCGGUUAAGACCGGAAUACGUGCAAUAUGCUCGCGUAGCAAAGAAGGUAGACGUACGCCGGUUGAAGGAGGAACUUUGGAAGGGCUUGGGAUUGCUAGAUGUAGAGGAGGAAAGUAACAACACCGGACUUCCUACCCCGGCAAAGGACCCCGAGAAGAUCAAAAAGGGAGAGGGAGAGACACUUAAGUUUACAGACGUCAUGAACGACCUACAGUCCGUAUAUCCCAGGUCGGUCAUGGACGACAUCUCAACCAGUUUCUGCUUUAUCUGCCUUCUGCAUCUAGCCAACGAAAAGGGUCUCGUGAUCGAAAACACACCCGAGCUUCUAGAGCUCGAGAUCAAGAGGGAUUGGUCCGCAGAAGUGACUGGCGAGGCCUGAUAAGUGCGUGUCGUAUAUGCAUUCGCUAUCGAACUUUUGGAAUAGGAGGAAAGGAAGGAGAAAAGAAGAAAGGAAAAAAUUUACCUGCCUAACGUACGCACACGAUGUGACGACUCGGGCGGGCUAUAGGGCGGAACGGACAUGUCAAUAAGUAAAGCAGGCAAGCGAUCGUUUUGUGAUGGAAUUGGCAUGGAGGUAGUCAUGACGGCAAAGCGGCUCGUGGUCGGCGCACCACUUACUUUAUUACUGAGUUACGUACGAGAUGAUGAAUGAGUAGUAUUAAGUACAUAUUCUGCACGUCUGCAUGGAGCGUAGCCACGUAUCUACCCCUAAUGCAAGUACUUUCGUCGUUCGA
This is a messenger RNA of Daldinia loculata, 3078 nucleotides long. Its product is annotated as barren. Gene Ontology annotation, cellular component: condensin complex. The transcript is spliced from 4 exons. Lineage: Eukaryota; Fungi; Ascomycota; Sordariomycetes; Xylariales; Hypoxylaceae. Gene Ontology annotation, biological process: mitotic chromosome condensation. Gene Ontology annotation, molecular function: chromatin binding. The record is from RefSeq and is a predicted model, not a curated record. Bases 198 to 2723 code for a protein of 841 amino acids.